AUGGCGGCAGCGGCUGCAGCGUCUGGUGAUGCAAAUGGAUCCGGUCCAAAGACACCAACAUAUAUAUCCAAGCAUAAGUCGGAAAAAGAGAGAAAAAUUGGACAUCGUAGAGUUGGCGUGGGAGGUGAAAUAACAUAUAAAAAGAUACAAACUUCACAAAUAAUGGGUUCCAUACAGCUUGGAAUACAGCAUGCUGUCGGUGGACUGGCAUCAAAACCGGAGAGAGAUUUAUUAAUGCAAGACUUUAUGACGGUAGAAACAUGUAAUUUUCCAACCAUGGGUUCGAAUCACACUCCUGCUCAUCAUUUUACUGAAUUUAAAUUUAAAAAUUACGCUCCGAUCGCUUUUAGAUAUUUUAGAGAUUUGUUCGGCAUACAACCGGAUGAUUUUUUGAUGUCGAUGUGUUCUGCUCCCCUAAGAGAAUUACAAAAUCCAGGUGCGAGCGGUUCGAUUUUUUACUUGACGGAAGAUGAUGAAUUCAUAAUAAAAACGGUUCAGCACAAAGAAGGAGAAUUUUUGCAAAAAUUACUACCCGGGUAUUACAUGAAUUUAAACCAAAAUCCGAGAACGUUGUUACCAAAAUUUUUUGGACUUUAUUGUUAUCAGUGCAACAGCAAAAACGUGAGAUUAGUUGCAAUGAAUAAUUUGUUACCAAGUUCAGUUACGCUUCAUCAAAAAUACGAUCUUAAAGGUUCGACAUAUAAGAGAAAGGCUAGUAAAUUUGAAAAAUCGAAAAAAUCUCCCACGUUUAAAGAUUUGGAUUUUAUGGAACAUCAUCCGGAGGGUAUUUUUCUCGAAGCGGAUACGUACUCGGCUUUGAUAAAAACAAUACAAAGAGACUGCAGAGUAUUAGAAAGUUUUAAAAUAAUGGAUUAUUCAUUGUUGGUGGGAGUUUAUAAUUUGGAUCAGUGUGCUAGGGAAAAAUUGGAAAAUUCAAAUUUAGGAAGUAAUGAAAACUUUGAUAGUUUAGAUUCAACGCAACUCGAUAGUUUAGAAAGGGAAGAAAAUUUAAGGGGUGGCAACGUCGCAUUAAACAGAUCGAAAAGCAUAAACCGUCAAAAAUUGGUGGCUCAUUCGACGGCUUUGGAAAGUAUACAAGCGGAAAGCGAACCCAUCGAUCACCAAGACGAUGUGCCACCCGGAGGUAUACCUGCUAGAAACGCCAAAGGUGAACGAUUAUUAUUAUUUAUGGGAAUUAUAGACAUAUUACAGAGUUAUAGGCUCAAGAAAAAAUUGGAGCACACGUGGAAAGCGAUGAUACACGAUGGAGAUACAGUAUCUGUACAUAGGCCCGGGUUUUACGCUCAACGUUUUCAAGAUUUCAUGGCUAAAACAGUAUUUAAGAAAAUCCCUUCACUGGAUUUGCCGGAAAUAAAGGGAAAUCACCGGAAAUUUAGGACUCUGGUUACGAGUUACAUAGCGUUUAGCGGGAGCGCCGCGGGUGCCCCGAAUAAAAAUUCAUUUUCAUCAUCAACGUCAUCAUCUUCUUGUCCUCCCAAAACAGGUCCCAUAUCUCCUGUAUCGCAAUCAUUUACCUCUCACGUUUUUCCAGCCGUUUUAGACAGAGGCGCAACACUUCCGCAAAAAAGCAAAGUUCCUCCUCCCGUUCCUCCGAGGGGUAACGCGAAGACAAAACGUGAUUUGCCGUCUAACCGAGGAUUCGCAAAUAGCUGUAGCGGGAUCCCUUCCUGUUCCACUCCUCCUCCCGCCUUUGAAGACGCGGUUAGGGGGGACACUCCUCCUAGACACAGAAAUCCUCAUCACAUUCGGAGUUACCGCGAAGAAUCUGUCAGCGUCUCUGAGGUAAGCUUGGAUCAUAAAUCUUCAUUAAGCGUCGAAUCGUCUAGCUCAACGAGUGGUUUCGCUAGUGGGACCACGAAAAAUCUCACAUGGACACCUCCGGCAUCCGUUGAAGGAAGCACCCCGACGUGGACUGAAGGUACUCCAUCGUUUACUGAAUCAUCAAGCAGCGGCGAUAUAGGUAACUUACCAGGUUUGCAAUAUUUGCAGUGUUUGCUUCGUUCUUGA
Molecule: messenger RNA, 2028 nt
Organism: Pediculus humanus corporis (human body louse)
Lineage: Eukaryota; Metazoa; Arthropoda; Insecta; Psocodea; Pediculidae
Product: Phosphatidylinositol-4-phosphate 5-kinase type-2 beta, putative
Exons: 12
Coding region: 1-2028 (675 amino acids)
Biological process (GO): phosphatidylinositol metabolic process
Molecular function (GO): phosphatidylinositol kinase activity
Source: RefSeq, a predicted model, not a curated record